This is a messenger RNA of Peromyscus maniculatus bairdii (prairie deer mouse), 3675 nucleotides long. It is a transcript of the gene Naif1, whose product is annotated as nuclear apoptosis inducing factor 1. The record is from RefSeq and is a predicted model, not a curated record. NCBI's taxonomy places the organism in Eukaryota, Metazoa, Chordata, Mammalia, Rodentia, Cricetidae. Gene Ontology annotation, cellular component: nucleus.
GCUUCCGGGAACCCCGCCCCGCCGCGCGCCGCGGCUCUGGCCGCGCCCCCUGGCCCACCGCCGGCCAAUCGCAGGCCGGGACGGCGGCUCCGGGAUCAAUGAGGGGGCGUGGCCACCACGCUGGCUCUGAGUCGAUUCAAACUGAGAGAGGCGGGGAUUAGCCGAAGCGGGGUGAUACGCAAGCAGAAGGUCCCGUGCCCAGUUCCCAUUCAGAAGCCCUGUCUAGACUGCGGGAUGAUGAGGCUGGGGGGAGCGGUCGUGUAUGGAGAGAGAUCGUACCUAUCCGUGGAAAUGAGAUUUGUAUGAGAGCAACUGUGGACUGAAGGUAGAAGACACUUAGCACCACUGAAUAAAAUAAAAAGUUAAUGGGUGGACGACUCAAGACCGAAAACAUGAAUCAAAAUCAGGAGGCUGGUUUCUAGUAGUCUCCUAAACUGCCAAUAAAAUAGCUGAAUUUAACAACGUAAUAGUCGCAAUACAAACAAUUGAACGACAGACUGACUUCCCAAUGGAAGUGAAUAAAGGCCAUGUGGGCGGACGCCCUGAAGCGACAGACAUGCCUUUAGACCAAUGACCAAGCCAGUUCUAGCAAAUAGGUGUGUCCUUGGGAGAAAUGGCAGGCCUGGAGAGCCAGUGAUCGGCGAGGCAUUUGAGCCACGCCGACCUGGAGGGCGGGGCUUCCCAGGCAUGGUCGCGGGGCGGGAAGAAGGGAAGUGGGCGGACCUCCGCACACCCCAGCGGAAGAGGCAGAUUCAGGAAGCCAUUACGCAGCUGGCUGGCGGCGGUCGGGCCGGUCAGGGCUGGGCCCUACGCACUUUGCGUAGCGAGGGGGAUUACUUAAGGCCUGGUGCUUGGCCUAGAGCAAGCCUUGCCUGUCCCCCUUUUUUUGGGGGGGCGGGGAGAGGCGAGGCUGAAAAAGAAGAGAAGGGUAAUUGGGGUUGUUAAGGACAUUAUAAUUUCUUUAAAAAGAGAAAAGGGGAGGCCAUGGCUGUCCCAGCCAAGAAGAGGAAGAUGAACUUUUCAGAGCGGGAGGUGGAGAUCAUCGUGGAAGAGCUAGAGCUGAAGAAGCACCUGCUGGUGAACCACUUCAAUGCUGGGGUCCCUCUGGCUGCCAAGAGUGCAGCCUGGCAUGGCAUCCUGAGAAGAGUCAACGCUGUGGCCACCUGCCGAAGGGAGCUGCCCGAAGUCAAGAAGAAGUGGUCUGACCUCAAGACCGAGGUCCGUCGCAAGGUUGCCCAAGUCCGAGCUGCUGUCGAAGGUGGCGAGGCCCCAGGGCCCAAGGAAGAGGAUGGGGCUGGUGGACCUGGGCCAGGCGGUGGCAGUGCCACGGCCAUAGCUCCUGUACUGCUGACCCCUAUGCAACAGCGCAUCUGUAACUUGCUGGGUGAGGCCACCAUCAUCAGCCUGCCCAGUACCACUGAGAUCCAUCCCGUGGCCCUCGGACCCACAGCCACGGCAGCUGCAGCCACGGUCACCCUGACACAGAUCCCCACCGAGACCACCUAUCACACACUGGAGGAGGGCGUGGUGGAGUACUGCACAGCCGAGGCUCCUCAGGAGGAGCCCCUGCCCACCGAGGCGCCUGUGGAGAUGCUGGCCCAGCACACAGACACGUCCGUCAAACCGCAGGCACUUAAGAGCCGCAUUGCCCUCAAUUCGGCCAAGCUGAUCCAGGAGCAGCGGGUCACCAACCUCCACAUAAAGGAAAUCGCCCAGCACCUGGAGCAGCAGAAUGACCUGCUACAGAUGAUCCGGCGUUCCCAGGAGGUGCAGGCCUGUGCCCAGGAGCGGCAGGCCCAGGCCAUGGAGGGCACCCAGGCAGCCCUGAGUGUCCUCAUCCAGGUCCUCCGGCCCAUGAUUAAAGAUUUCCGACGCUACCUGCAGAGUAACACACCCACCCCAGCCCCGGCCCCUGACCCUGGACAGGUGGCCCAGAAUGGGCAGCCGGACAGCAUCAUCCAGUGAGGUCAGGGGUCAAACCAGUGCUCUGCGGUGAUUGAGGGAAACUUCUGUGGAAUUGUAAGUGGUUUCUGUGAGUGGCUUUGAGGGGGCCAUGUGGAUAGCUCCCUCUCGGACAGAUAUUUGGGGCUUAUUAGUCUGAGAGUAAUGAAGGAGACUGACUGGGAAAAGGAAAUCACUGGGCUCCUGGGGCCCAGUCUCUUUAGUUCAACCUCCGGAACUGCCUUGUUGAAAUCUGGAAGAUCUAGCUGGGAGUGUGUCUGGUGAUGGGACAAAUGUUGUCGUGAUCUAAGGCUUGAGACAUCCCCCGACUCAGUCUAGGACAACUGUAAAGACAGACUGGUUCUCACUGGAUCUUCCAUGGGCUGCCCCACCUCAGGUGUGCCACCUUUGUUAGUGCCAUCCUGCCAGUGGUGCUGUCCAGAAAUGCAAUAACACCCACGUGAGAAUGUCUCCCGGCGCCACUGGGAGGGCCUAGCCCUUUCAUCCUCCUCGCACUGUGCCUCCGUUCUCAGGGGACUCGCCUUCCUGCUGUGUGCCACACCCAUCCAGGCACAGCCCAGCUCUUGGAAAUGCCCUGAGAUGCAUGCAGCCAGCUUGGCUCAGGAGUGCUGUGUGGUGGGACUGGGUUGGCCAUCUCUAGUCUUCCAUGACCCCCCGGGCGGCUGUUCCGUAGCUUGCCCCACCCCCGACUGUGACACAGUGGGCUUCAGGUGCUGUCAGGGUUAGGAGGUAAACACUGUGGAGUCCUGUUUCCUGCUGCAGUGCACUCGAGGUCAACCUCUAACUUUUACUCUGUUUUCUAGCCAGUCAUAUUUAUUCUACAGCUGAACCCUUUCUGGGAGGGCUGCAGGCUCUGCGGCCCCCCUUCUUUCCUCUCUGCUGGACCACACAUCUGAAACACAGGGCACAUUAGAGCCCUGCUCAGCGUCCCACCUAGUCCUCCCUCUCGUGCUCCUUACUCAGUGCCUGGUGUGCUGCAGAUGCCCCACCCCCACCGGCUAAGUGAAUCCAAAGCAAGGACUGUCCUUGAAUGUAAGAGGCGGGACGAGUGAAGCAAAGUGUGCCCUUCUGUGCUCCAAUGGGGCACAGCCUCAGAAGGCUGAAGGACGUGUCUGAUUUCCACCUUCUCUGAGGCACUUACAAAAGCCUCGGCCAGGCGGGGUUUGUGGGUACCACUCUCAGUCUCCUCACAUCACCAUCGCGUUUGCCAUUUUGCACCAUAACUGGGCCUCUCGUGACCAGUGGCUACAGCAAAGUUCCAGAUCUUAGCCAAGCUGCCCUUCCAGGCAUAUGCGUACACAGAUGCUUAGCGCCAUUCUGUGGUCCAAGGGAGGCCCCCUGGAGACAGGAGGUGGCUACCGGCUGUCCCGUUCUCCAAGGAGGCAUGUGUAGUGCCAGCUAGGGAGAGGGGAGUGAGGUGGGGCCCCUUCCCCCAAGUGGAGCCUCUUGGCUCCAGCAGGGUUCCUGCGGGAGCUUCCAAAAGAUGUGUGACCCAGUUUGGUUCUACUCUGGGGUUGGAAAUCUGAGCCAAUGUUGUAUCUGUUCCGUUUGUGUAUAAAAAGGAAGCCUAGGUUACUGAAGCUAACUUGUUCUUUCCGGGUCACAACUUUAAAUUAAAGAAAUAUCACUUUUUUAUACACACUUCUCUGUGUCUUUAUUGAUCACACACAGAAAUAAACUAUGGCCUCCAGGCUAAAUCUGGUCCACCACCUA